AUGUGGAAAACUGUCAACUCGUCCUUUAAGUUCAACAUUUAUAAAGAGAUGAAGGUGGAGGGAUUCCAGGAGGACGGGGAGUCCGGUUCUGUGUCUUCAGCGGACCGGACCGGCGGUGGAGGCACCGUCGUCGCCACCGUUCGCAGUGGCGGGACGGCGUGCAGCCCCGGCUCGGCCGAACGCUGCAUGUCACGGCUGCUGAGCGCGGUGGAGAGCGAGCUGCAGGCCGGCCGGGAGAAGGGCGACCCGACGGAGAGGGAGCUCAGGGUGACGCUGGAGGACGCCGAGCUGUGGAGGAAGUUUCAACACAUCACCAACGAGAUGAUCGUCACCAAGAAUGGACGUCGCAUGUUCCCGGUCCUGAAGGUCAGCGUCUCGGGUCUGGACCCCAGCUCCAUGUACUCCUUCCUGCUGGACUUCGUGCCGGCCGACGGCUGCCGCUGGAAGUUUGUGAACGGCGAGUGGGUGGCGGCUGGGCGGGCGGAGGGACGCGGCGAGGGGCGGAGCCACGGCGGCAUCUACAUCCACCCGGACUCACCGAACUUCGGCGCUCACUGGAUGAAGGCGGCCGUGACCUUCAACAAGGUCAAACUCACCAACAAGGUCAACGGAGGAGGACAGAUCAUGUUGAACUCUCUCCAUAAGUACGAGCCUCAGCUCCACAUCGUGUGCGUCGGCUCUCGCCAUCGUCUCGUCUCCAACGUCUCCUUCAAAGAAACUCAGUUCAUCGCUGUCACAGCCUAUCAGAAUGAAGAGAUCACCGCUCUGAAGAUCAAAUACAACCCGUUCGCUAAGGCCUUCCUGGACGCCAAAGAGAGGUAUGAUGUCACCACUGACCUCACCCACACGUGA
Molecule: messenger RNA, 852 nt
Organism: Seriola dumerili (greater amberjack)
Lineage: Eukaryota; Metazoa; Chordata; Actinopteri; Carangiformes; Carangidae
Product: T-box-containing protein TBXT-like
Exons: 5
Coding region: 1-852 (283 amino acids)
Biological process (GO): mesoderm formation; cell fate specification; regulation of transcription by RNA polymerase II
Cellular component (GO): nucleus
Molecular function (GO): DNA-binding transcription factor activity, RNA polymerase II-specific; RNA polymerase II cis-regulatory region sequence-specific DNA binding
Source: RefSeq, a predicted model, not a curated record